Messenger RNA from Umbelopsis ramanniana AG, 1747 nucleotides. RefSeq lists its product as uncharacterized. The record is from RefSeq and is a predicted model, not a curated record. The transcript has 12 exons. Bases 52 to 1650 code for a protein of 532 amino acids. Gene Ontology annotation, molecular function: NEDD8 activating enzyme activity. Gene Ontology annotation, cellular component: cytoplasm. NCBI's taxonomy places the organism in Eukaryota, Fungi, Mucoromycota, Umbelopsidomycetes, Umbelopsidales, Umbelopsidaceae. Gene Ontology annotation, biological process: protein neddylation.
CCCGUUCCUAUCGACAAGCUCGGUGUCGUAUAUUGGCAUCUCAACUACGUAAUGACAGCGAUACCAGAUCUAAAAGCGCAAAAGUACGACAGGCAGCUUCGGUUAUGGGCAGCCAGCGGCCAAGCAGCCCUGGAAAACGCAAACGUUUGCUUAUUGAAUGCAACCACUACCGGAACAGAGAUUCUCAAAAAUUUGAUAUUACCCGGCAUUGGCUCUUUCUCGAUUGCAGAUAACGCGAUAGUGAACCAGAAAGACGUUUCAAGCAACUUCUUCCUAGACACUUCCUGCAUUGGAAAGUCAAAAUCUUUAGCAACAGUCGAGUAUUUGCGGGAAUUGAAUGAAGAUGUUAAAGGACACCAUGAUGAAAGGUCUCCAGAAUAUCUUAUUGUAGAGGAACCGUCCUUCUUUGAUCAAUUUACCAUGGUCAUUGCCACGAGUCUUAGCGAUACCCUGGCACUCAAACUCGCAAAUAUUUGUGAGGCCACUAAGACACCAUUAUUCCUGGUUAAAUGCAUAGGGUUUACUGGCAUGUUCAGAAUUCAAGCUGGUGAAAAUACAAUCAUUGAAACCCACCCGGAAAACUCUAGCGAUCUCCGACUGGACAUGCCAUUUCCUACGUUGCUUGACUACGUAAAAGAAUUUGAUUUUGACAAGAUGGAUUCGUCUGAGCAUGGUCACGUACCAUUUGUUGUAGUGUUGCAACAUUAUUUGCAAGUGUGGAAAUCAAAGCAUGACGGAAAGCUACCUUCAUCUUAUUCUGAACGAAAUGAAUUCAAGGAAUUAUUAAAAAAGGGUAUGCGGAGCUAUGAUGAAGAGAAUUUCGAAGAGGCUAUAUCACAUGUUUGGCGAUUAGCAUCUACAUCUGGGGUUCCAAGUGAGCUACAAAGUAUACUAAAUGAUCCAAGCUGUGAAAACAUUACCAAGGAUUCAUCAAACUUUUGGAUUAUUGCCAGAGCAAUUCGAGACUUUGUUCAAAACGAAGGAUCAGGUCUACUUCCUUUACCUGGAAAACUUCCCGACAUGAAGGCUGAUACCAAGGGAUACGUUCGGCUUCAGCAAAUAUAUCGACAAAAGGCGAUUGAGGACUAUGAAGCAAUUAACGCUAGAGUUCAAGGUCUCCUUACAAGUGUUGAAUUACUAUCGGAUGCGAUCGAUUCUAGAGAAAUAGAAGAAUUUUGCAAGUUCGCUUCUCACGUGAAGGUAAUCCGAUACCGCACAUUAGAACAAGAGUAUCUUACCGAGCCAAAUACCACUGCGAUUUGUCAAUGGUUGGAAGAGAGUGAUCCGCAAAACAACAUUGUUCACUACGUGAUGUUUCGAGCAGCAGAUCUGUUUGUAAAAGAAUACGGUAGCCUGAAAGACCGUGACGAAGAGGAGACAGUCAAGCUGUUGGAAGACUGCACAACAAAUGUCUUGACAUCCGUUGGCAUACCCAAUAACAAAGCAGUGGCAUUGACCACCGACCGCCUUAAACCUUGUAUCAUCAACUUUGCUCGAUAUAACGGUGCAGAGCUUCCGAACAUUGCCUCCUUAAUGGGCGGACUUGUUGCUCAAGAGGUUAUCAAGAUCAUCACUCGUCAAUACAUUCCUGUUAAUAAUACCUGCAUUUAUGACGGUAUGAGUGCAACUACUGCAACCUAUGUUCUCUAACUAGGCGAAUUAUAAAAAAAAUAAAACGUUCGUAGCAGUAUUUCGCAUGCAACACUGAAAGUGCUUGUUUGAUCCACGAGGAUGUUUGACUUUUUAA